Darwinula stevensoni is the source of this 4761-nucleotide messenger RNA. Lineage: Eukaryota; Metazoa; Arthropoda; Ostracoda; Podocopida; Darwinulidae. The record is from the annotation of a GenBank genome assembly.
AUGAACAUAUUUAUUAAGAUUCAUUACCUUGCAGGUGCGGGAAUAGGGUCAGCGGGUGGUCCAAUUGGAGCCGGGGUCGGAGCAGUUUUGGGGGGCAUAUUUGGACUGAUAAAAUUAGCCGCGGGUGAGGAUGGCUGCGAUGAGUCGAAUGAUUUUGCAAAGGAAUUGAAUGGCGUCCAGAACAAGUUGGAAGACGUCAGUAAAAAAAUUGAUGACGUUGGGAACAAUGUCCAAAUCGGAAGAAAGGAAAAUAAAAUCAACCACAGGAUCACCCAAGACCUCGUGCAAGUGUCAAGAGGAGAAAAUCAGAUAAACUUCGAAAUCAACAGAGGCUUGAUCAACCAGGGCAGAGUUGAGAAUAGCAUCAACUUCGCCAUCAACCGCGGUUUGAUACAGCAAGGAAGGCAAGAAAACUUGGUUAACUUCGCCAGAACUCAGGGUCUUGUCAAUCAAGGAAGAGUUGAGAAUCAGAUUAAUUUUCAAAAGACCCAAGGGUUGAUAAAUCAGGGAAGAGUGGAGAAUUUCAUGAACUUCAAGGAGACUCAGGGCUUGAUUAACCAAGGAAGGCACGAAAACCUUAUGAAUUUCGCCCUGACCCAAGGACUCGUCAAUCAAGGGAGAGCAGAGAACCAAGUUAACUUUGCCAUAACAAGAAGUCUUAUAAAUCGUGGUAGGGAAGAGAACCAAAUCAAUUUCAGGGUAACUCAAGGACUAAUCAAUCAAGGAAGGACUGAGAACUUGAUCAACUUUGGCAUCACGCAAGACCUCAUCAACCAGGGUCGAUGGGAAAACUUGAUGAAUUUCAAAGCCAUUCAGGGAUCUGUAGCACAACUGAGGGAUGACACCUUGAAAGGCUUCUCCUUCCUGUCAAAACAGGCUGACAGAAAUCUUGAAGCUAUCACAAUAGCUCGACUAGAAGUGAUGCAGGGGUUUAAUGGCGCCUAUAAACUCCUGGACAGAAACUUCGAUGCGACAAAUGCUGGUCGCGUAGAGAAUCUGAAGAACUUCGAAAUCACAAAGAACUUGAUCAACCGAAUAGGAGACGCUGUAAUUCGCAAUCAAGCACAAGCAAUGGCUGAGCGUAUGCUAUUCUACACAUCAACAGUGAACCUCAUCAGAGAAUCCACCAAUGAAACAAUCAGUGCAAUAGAUGACGCCAAGCAAAAAAUUUUGAGAUCCAUUGAAAAAAGCAGGGUGGAGCCCAUACUAUCCAAACUAACUACCUUUUUAGCGUAUUUUAAUGGUGAAUUGGAGGGAAUUAAAUCAUCCAACAUGAAGCAAAUUUUGGCAAAGUUUCAAGAACCAAAUGGACUCCUAUUUUACCUGACAGAGUCCAGGACACCAAGGGCGGUGAACAGCCUUCACUCCCUUCUCUCGGACAUCAUCAAUCAAGGUCUCGCUAUUCCGAAGAGCUCUGAGGAUGAGUUGGCAUUGAUUACUCUGGAUGCUCUCUUCACCGGCACUCAAACAUAUGUCUCGGUCCUUGCGUUUCUGAUGGAAGCCUACUCGUUCCUUGCUGAUCAUUACUAUCAGGAGAUGGAUGUUAAACAAUUUCAUUCUCACAUAACAUUGAUCAAUGUGAGAUACAAUGAUUUCAAAAGGUCACUGAAUGAUGGCAUAAUUGAUCAAGUUGCGGACAUUCUUCUCCGAGUCGAGAGAACCGGAUUUGUAGAUGGGGACACGUUGUUCUCAAAGCGACGCCAGAACCUGGAAGCAUUGAGGGAGGGCAUCAUAAGCUUUGAUGCUACUUUAAAGGAUCUUCAAACCGAACCAGCAAAGCUACAGAGAAAGCCCGAGUUUCCGCCUUUCAAAGACAAUGUUCAUGGACCCUGGAAACCAGGAAGGGCAGUGAGCUACGCAAUCCAAUAUGAAUUCAAUAACGUUUUGUCUAAAAUUGGAGAAUUCACAGAAGAAUUUAUUCUUGCGGAAGGCAUGGCCAAUCCUUUAAUACACGUCCCGUCAGCUCCAGCUAGAGUAACAAGUCGUUUGGUUUUCCGAAAAUUUGACGACGAAAAUCCAGAAUAUGUUGGAGAAAUCGGAGGCAACAAACCAACUUCCUUCCGGGACAUUGACAAGGACCUCUUCAAUGCAGCUGGGAGUCUCAAUGAGGCUCUUGCUGCGGUCGAAGUAAGAAAAUUAUUGGAUUCUGGAGCAAACAUUUCAGCCACAUUUGAAGAUGAGAUGACUGCGCUGCACAAAGCAUCUGCAGCUGGAAAUAGUCGAAUUGUGGAGAUAAUUAUUAAAGCUGGAGCCGACUUGAACGCGCCUGAUCUUCAAGGUCACAAACCAAUUCAUCAUGCUGCAGAAGCUGGGUAUGUUGAAACUGUGAGAAUGCUUUUAUCCUUGGGUGCCGACGCGAACUCCAAGACAGGAGAUGAUCUCACUCCUUUGCACAUUGCUGCUCUUUAUGGCAAUGGAGAUGUUUUACAAUACCUCUUGACUUUGAAGGAUAUUAAUGCAAAUGCCAUCACGAAGGACACAUUUACAGCUAUACAUUUGAGUGUUAUGGCAGGGCAUAUUUCUGCGACAGGCAUCUUGGCUGAUAAUGAUGGUGUGAAUGUCAACGCACCAGAUAGCAAUUUUUUCAGUCCACUCCAUCAUGCAGUGGCUACUGAGAAUAAAGAAAUUUUGAAAUUAUUACUCCCAAAUGCAAGAAUAAAUGCCAAUGCAAAAACCUCGGAUGAUUUGACUGCGCUCCAUUUGGCUGCCAUAUCAGGCAAUAAAGACAUUGUGGACAUGCUUUUGACUCAAGGCAACGUCAACAUUUGGACACAAAGUGUUGGUGGUUACACAGCAUUGCACAUGGCUGCAGCCAACGGACAUUCUCAAAUCGUACAGUCACUCCUCGGCACGUUGUCUACGCAGUCACCAAAUUUGAUCAAUUCCUUAUCUGCUGAAAAAUGGACUCCCCUUCACUUGGCCAUAGCUUUCAAGCACGAUCGAGCCAUUACUCAGCUUCUCUUGCACUCCAACGUAGACAUCAAGGUGAAGGCAGAAGGUGGCUUGACUCCACUGCAUUUAGCUGCUGGAACAGACCAGCCACAAGUUGUGUCUAAACUGAUACUAUUAGGAGCCAAUUUGGAAGAACAGUCGGAUCUUGGCUUGAGAGCAAUACAUUAUGCUGCCUGGUACGGUAGAAAGAAUGCUGCAUCCGUUUUACUUCGACAAGCUGACAUCAAUGCCAAGACACAGUUUGCUCUCACCCCACUCCACUUAGCUGUCAUUGGUAAUCAUAUCAGCAUUGUUGAACAACUGACAGCAAGACCGAAUCUGCAAAUUCACAGUGCUGCCGAAAAUGGGGUCACUGCCCUGCAUUUUGCUGCUGUUGGUGGGAAGGAUGCCAUCUUGGUUCACCUUUUGCAGCAUGGAGCUGAAGUGAAUGCAAAGGACAGAUUUGGGAAGACCGCACUGGACAUGGCAAUUGAGAAUGAACAAAAGUCGACAUCCAAUCUGCUUAAGCUACAUGGGGGAAAAUCAUCAAUAUGCUUACAAAUUGGUGACAGCAAUGCGAAAAAUAAGGAAGGCUUUACAUUGCUUCAAGUUGCAGCACAAAAAGGCGAUCUUGGCAGAGUCCUAGAACUGGUAUCUUGUGGUGCUAAAGUAGAUGCAUUGAGCAGUAUUGGCAGCAAUGCAUUGCACGAAGCUGCGUAUUUUGGCAGAAGUGAUGUUGUUGCCGCUCUUAUUGAUUCUGGAAUCGAUGCGAAUGCGAAAAAAACUGAUGGCUGGGCAGCCAUUCAUUUAAGUUGUCUAGCGAGCGAUCCGGUGCCAACACUGAGGAUAUUAUUGCGGAAAGGAGUCGAUGUAAAUUCGGUAACGGAUGACGGCAAGACUGCAUUGGAUAUCGCGAUCGAGGAAAGAAACUCUCGUGCCGAAGCCUUUCUUCGGUCCCAGGGAGCAAAAACUGCCAUUUGCGUCCAUCCUGAGACCCUGGAUCUGCGAGAUGACGAAGGGCUGACGAAGCUCCAUAGAGCAGCGCGUGAUGGAAGAACAACCGAUGUGAAAAACUUGAUUUCCUGCGGUGCUAAUGUUCAUGUCCUUAGCCACAUAGGCAGUACAGCUCUUCAUGAAGCUGCUUACUAUGGAAGGGAUGAAGUAAUCGUUGAGUUGCUGAAGGCAGGGGCGAAGAUCAACCAGCGGAAGGAGACAGUAAAUGGCUGGGCUGCAAUUCACCUAGCAUCACUCAAUGGGCACUGGAAUACAGUGAACCUUUUGCUGAAAAGUGGAGCUGACAUAAAUCUGACUACCUUGGACAGACAAACAGCCAUUGAUGUUGCUGUAAAUAAUGGACAGGAGAAAAUUACCAGCUUGCUGAAGCAACAUGGCGGUCGUGCCUUUGACUGCAUUGGAUUAAAUAAUCUCAAUGAGAAGGACUCAAAUGGCUGGACUUCCCUUCACUAUGCAGUCCACGAGGGGAAUGGUGAAAAGGUUAAGGUGCUUCUGAAAUGUGGCGCUUCACAAAACAUCUUUAGUUCCAUCGGCAGUCUUCCCAUCCAUGAGGCUGCAUUUGGAGGAUAUGAAGGUAUUGUCAGAGAGCUCCUUUCUGCAGGAGUUGAUCCCAACGUGCCGAAGAAAGAUGGGGCGACCGCACUCCACCUGGCUGCCGUUGAAGGCAAAGCGUCAGUUAUUAAGGCACUCCUUGAGAAAGGGGCUAAUGCAAACAUCAAGUCUCCUGGAGGCCUGACCCCUUUGGACUAUGCUAUUGGUAAUGGGCACAAUGAUGCGGCAAAUGUUCUGAGGUCAUAUGGUGGAAUUCAUGGCUGA